AUGAAAGAAGUAUUAUUGAAAUCUGUGUUAAUUUUUGCUAUAUGCUUGGUUGGUACAAUUAAAGGUAGUCCUAGCGGUAAAUUUAGGAGAAGGCGGUUUGAUAGGUACAGUCCAUCGUUAGAUGAAAUCCAGGCGGAUGCUGCUACUGCUAAGACACAUACCUGGACUUCAUCGGUUGAAGGUCGUGUAUUCAAGAGAUUUUAUAUAAUUUGGCUGGAAAAUGCUGACUACGACAAGGCCGCUGAAGAAGAGAGUAUUCUGUCGCUGAGAAAACACGGUAUUAGUUUGACUAAUUACUGGGGCCUAACUCACCCUUCGCAGCCCAACUAUAUUGCAGCAGCAGGUGGUGAUUAUUUUGGUGCCAACAGUGAUUCAUUUCUCAGGUUACCUGCCAAUGUCUCGACGGUUGUCGAUUUAUUGGCUACGAAGAAUAUUUCGUGGGCAGAAUAUCAGGAAUCCAUGCCAUACUCUGGCUUCCAAGGCUACAAUUUCUCAAAUCAGGAGACUUACGCAAACGACUACGUUCGUAAACAUAACCCUUUGGUGACGUACGACUCUGUUACCAGCAGACCUGAGCUUUUGGGUCACAUGAAGAACUUUACAGCGUUUUACCGCGAUUUAGAGCAGCAAACUUUGCCUCAAUUUGCUUAUAUUACUCCAAAUAUGACCAACUGUGGGCAUGAUACCACAAUUCAGUUUGCUGGCAGCUGGACUAAGGAGUUCCUUGAGCCAUUGUUAGAGAAUGAGUACUUUAUGAAAGAUACUUUAGUGCUGUUGACUUUUGAUGAAAACGAUACCUACGCUACUCCAAACAGAGUGUUUUCUUUACUACUGGGAGGUGCAAUUCCUGAGAAAUUAAGGGGAACUGUAGAUGACACAUACUACGAUCACUACAGUCAGCUUUCCACUGUCGAAGCAAAUUGGGACUUGCCUUCGCUAGGUAGAAACGAUGUGUACGCAAAUGUUUUUGAAUUUGCUGCUGAAAAGUGUUUGAUUGAUAACAGUGUAGUGGAUACUACAAAUAUGUAUAGCAACGUCAGCUAUGUUGGAUACUUCUCCAACAGAGAAGAAAAAUUGCCUAUUCCUGACAUUGAGAGUAUUAACAUGAAUGGAAAAGGUGUUUUAAAGUCCAUAAAAGACACAUGGGCCGAAGCGUAUUGGCAAGAAGCAGUACACUUCUACUCUGGAGAGGUUAAUACAUAG
Molecule: messenger RNA, 1203 nt
Organism: Eremothecium sinecaudum
Lineage: Eukaryota; Fungi; Ascomycota; Saccharomycetes; Saccharomycetales; Saccharomycetaceae
Product: HEL272Wp
Exons: 1
Coding region: 1-1203 (400 amino acids)
Biological process (GO): phospholipid catabolic process
Molecular function (GO): hydrolase activity, acting on ester bonds
Source: RefSeq, a predicted model, not a curated record